Sporothrix brasiliensis 5110 is the source of this 2820-nucleotide messenger RNA. Its product is annotated as DNA polymerase epsilon subunit 2. Lineage: Eukaryota; Fungi; Ascomycota; Sordariomycetes; Ophiostomatales; Ophiostomataceae. Gene Ontology annotation, biological process: error-prone translesion synthesis; DNA-templated DNA replication. Gene Ontology annotation, cellular component: epsilon DNA polymerase complex. The record is from RefSeq and is a predicted model, not a curated record. Gene Ontology annotation, molecular function: DNA binding. The coding region runs from base 1 to 2820 and encodes 939 amino acids. The transcript is spliced from 2 exons.
AUGACGGCCGACGCCGUGUCCUCCGAGGCGGCCGCCGCCAAGCUGAGUCCUCGCAAGCAGCGACAGUCCAAGCCUCUGGCUGACAGCUUCUUUGCCGGCCGGGGAGGUGCCGGCGGUGGCUCGGGCGACGUUACCAGCACGCCGUCGGCGCCCGCAAUGCUUUCUUCGUCACAAGCCCCGUUCUCGUCGUCCCCCGCCUUCGCCACGCCCCUGCAUCCCAUGCGACCCUUUGUGCCCGGCGAGGCACGGUCGACCGCGGCGGCCGUGUUGGCCACGAGCGUUCCGGCUGCCUCUGCCCGUCCAACCAUCUUGCCUAUCCUCUUGCCGCCUACAACCCUGCGGCCCCUGGCGUUCCGGACAUUUACCAAGAAACACAGCCUUACACUCACCUCAUCGGCGCUGCAAGAGCUGGCCAGCUUCAUCGGGCGGCAUUGCGGCUCCGGCUGGCGCGAGGAAGGGCUGGCCGAGCGUGUUCUGGAAGAGACGGCCAAGGGCUGGAAGAACCGAAACUGCGGAUUCAUUGUCGACGGCGCCAGUGCAGAGCUGAAGGACAUCCUGAAGACGCUGGAAGGCAACAUGAGCGGCGGGCGGAUUAUGGUGGGGGGCCCAGGAGGCGGGGCCGGUGCCAAAGCAGGUGCAGUCGAUGCUGCCGGGAGAAACGGCAGCGCGAUCAGCCGCGUGCGAGAGAGCCGCAACAAUGGUCCGCAGCGUGGCGGUAUUCCGCGGCAGAACAGCCUCCUGCUCGACUCAACCCGCGAGUCCGACAUUACCAACACACGACUCGGUCUUAGGCCCACUGUGCCGUCAGUAGGCGGCGGUGUCGGCGGCGGUGGCAAACCGCUCUUGACGAGAGAAGACAGCCAAGCCAGCCUGGGCAUGAGCAGGCUCGAUGUGGAGGACGACGAAGAGGACGCCGACGACGACGGCCUGCUCGACCCACGGCGGUGGCUCAAGGUUGUGGGCGCCUAUGACCAACCACGAAUGGUCUACAAUGUUGCAAAGAAGCACUUUGAAAGGCGAACCGGCCUAUUCCGCAACCGCUUCAACGUCAUCCACCAGCGCCUUCUCCGCAACGAGAUGUUCCAGAGCUCGGCUGUUGCCGAGGCCCGCGCGAUGUCUACACUGCAGCCGUCAGGCUCCUCUGUUUCUGGAGCUACGCAUAAAAUUACGCCCGUGGCCAACCUUUUGGGUCGCCACGGCACGCACCACAUGCUCCUCGGCAUGCUUGUCGUUCUGCCGACGGGCAACCUGUCCAUCUGUGAUUUGACGGCGUCCAUAACACUCGACGUCUCCAGCGCAGUGGCCAUUCCCGAGGACUCGGCGUGGUUCACGCCCGGCAUGAUUGUGCUCGUGGACGGUGUCUACGAAGAAGAGGAGGAGGCUGCGGGCCGUGGUCUUAAUGGUGCCACGGGCGUGGGCGGUACGAUAGGCGGGCGCUUCCAGGCAUUCCUCAUUGGCCAGCCUCCGAGCGAGACGCGGCGAGAUGCCCUGGGCAUAAGUGGCCCCGAUGGCGUCGAUGGUGUCAACGGCACGGACCACACCAUCGGUGGCGGGUUUGGCUGGAUCGACUUUAUGGGUGUCGGCAGCCACCGUGCGGUCGGGGCGCGUAUGCGCAAACUCGAGCAGCGGUUUUUGCAGCGCCAGCUCCAGCAACACCGGCAGCAGAAGCUUCGUCUUCGGCGUCAGCAGCAGCAGCAGCAAAAACAACUGCAACUGCGACAACAGCGCUUAUUAACCGAUUCGCAAGAUGGCGAGGCUGACGAGCCCGAAGCAACUCGGACGAACCACGACGAAGAAGCAGGGCUUGACAGCGAUGACGAAGACCUCGGUCCCCCUCCGCCCAGUCGCCAACGCGUCGUCCUCCUGGGCGAGCUCAACCUCGAUCAGCCGCGCACGCUGCAGGCCUUGCGUAAGGUGCUGGGCUUGUAUGCCGCCGAACCCGAGGGCGCUACGCCGGUGGCGUUUGUGCUGACGGGCAAUUUCGUGGAGCACGCGGUCAUGGCCGGCGGCGGCAGCGGCGGCAGCAUCGAGUACAAGGAGUACUUUGACGCGUUGGCGUCUGCCCUCUCCGACUACCCCACGCUCCUGCAGUCGUCAUCCUUUGUGUUUGUGCCCGGCGACAACGACGGCUGGGUGUCGGCCUUUAGCGGCGGUGCCGCCGUGCCGCUGCCGCGCAAGCCCGUGCCGGAGCUGUUUACGUCGCGCGUCCGACGUGCGUUUGCGACGGCCAAUGCUGAGGUGGUCGGUGCGAGCAGCAACCGGGUCGGCGGCGAGGCCGUGUGGACCACCAACCCAAGCCGGCUGUCGCUGUUUGGGCCCAACCACGAGAUUGUGCUGUUCCGCGACGACACGUCCAGCCGGCUGCGGCGCACGGCCGUGCGGUUGGCCAAGCCAGCUGCUCCUGAGGUCCCAGAGGCACCAGACGCAGCGCCCGCAGUGGCUAGCCAGGACGACAUGGAUGUGGAUGGCACAGCAGAGGCCCAGGCCCAGGCGCAAAACAAGCCCGUCGCCUCUGGUAUCCCCUACGACGUCCAGACGGCACGGAAGCUCGUCAAGACCAUUCUCGACCAGGGCUACCUUGCGCCGUUCAAGCAGUCACUGCGCCCCGUGCACUGGGACUUUGCGAGCGCACUGCACCUCUACCCGCUGCCCACGGCGCUCGUGCUGGUCGACACCACGGCACCGCCUUUUUGCGUGACAUACGAGGGCUGCCAUGUCAUGAACCCGAGCAGCCUGCUGGUGGCCGGCCGGCGGGGGGCGGCGCGGUGGAUCGAGUACGAGAUCGGGCGGACGGGCAAGUUGCGGGAAUGCACGUUUUAA